AUAUAAUUUAUUUACAUUGUUGCAGGCAGUGGAUAAUCCUUGCAGCAGCGAAAAUGCAUUGGCAGUGGAUGUUGACGUCUGAAAGUUUUUUCAACUCUGGGGGAAAUGCCAACUUCAACAGUGGUAUUUCACCAAUUAAUUUUGUAGUAGUAAAUGUCACAUUCAAUUAUUUUUACCUAACAUUAUUCAUUAAAGACAAAUAAUGGCUACCAAUGACAGCAAAAUUACACCAAAAAAUUUCAAAUUAACUCUAAAUAAAUGUAAUGUCAGUUUUUACCAAUUUUGAUUUCAAAAUAAUGAUGGCCAUUACUACCUUUCAAUGAGUUCUCAACUUCAUAUAAUAUCAUCCAUCCACAACUUAUUUCUUCCUUCCCUACAUACCAAUAAACCGUCAUACAAUCAUAACACUUAAUACUCUCACCUUGAACUUCAAGUGUUAGUCUUUGGAGUUAUCUCCUCUCUGGUUUCCACUCGACAAAUCAACCACCUUCCGAGGACCAAAAUCAUAGCAUCCCUAGCAUUGAUCAACCGUCAGAUUUUUCAGGGAAGAUCAGGUUCUAUAUUCAGUUUACUUUUUCAUAUCAGACGUGAAAUUGCUAUCUAUGAAAUCUAUAUCAACUAAACAUAAUAUAAUUUCCGGUAAGUGGCGUAAUUGAUAAAUUCAUUCCCUCAGUAUUCGUAAUUCUUAACGCUCCUGUUUCCUUCUUUGUGUCUUGUAUGAUAAUUAUGAUUUCAAGACUUGCAAGACAUCUUUUUUAUUUCUAUUAUUAUCAAAUUCCUGCUUGGUUAUACCAGACAGGAUGUUAAUUCUAAAAUACUUUGUAUUUCUAUGUGGCUGUUCUUUAUGGUUAAAAAAGCUCCCAAAAGUGCUUUUGCCUUUUAUGUAGGCCCGAAAAAAAGUUUUAACUGUUAGAAGAGGAUGCAUAGUACUUUUACUUUACCCUGUUGAACUAAGUGUUGUAUGAUCUCUGGGUGCAUCUACAUUGACCUCUAUUAACUUUACUUUCAUAGGAUGCUGCUCUUAGCUAUUACUUGCUUUCUGAAAUCAUUAAGUAUUAUCUCAGUUACUCCAAAGAAAAUUGUUGUGGCUCUUGGCUGUGAACCAUAAUUUUAAUAUAAAACUUAAAAUUCACCAACUUAUUUUUUAUCACUUGGGGGAGAAUUUAAUUUAGGAAUGGAUGGAGUAUAUAGUACGUUAUAUUUUCAAUUGGUUGAUGGACAACAUGUUUAAACAGCCAAAACCUAGGCAAAAACAUCGAUGAUCAAUUUUUACCUCAUUGUGGUUCUGUUUAAUUGUUUUUUAUUAAGUGAGGCUAUAAGAGAUGGACAAGAUAUUGGCAAUUUGAGAGAUCUGAAUGGUAGUCUUUCAUAUUCCGUUUUUUGACUGGAUCCCGAAAACGUCAUUUCCAAUUGGUUGAACUCUUCACAGGACCCUACACCACCCAACAAUUCCAUAGACAAUUAUAUUAAUGGAAUGGGUUUUAUUGUAGAGGAUGGGGAAGCUGAGGUAGAAGGUGAUGGGGAAGGAGUCGACACAUGUUGAAAUUAUCAACCAACCUUUCAAUCUUCAUACAGAUAGGAGUAUUUUAUUUUUUUAGCAUUUUAGCUUAUAAACAGUAAAACUUUAUUUAUUAUAGAAGAUGUUGUUUGACAUACCAAAGAUGCUAUAUAAUGUAGAGGUUGCGUAGGAGAACAAAAAUAACUACAGUAACAGCGAUAAAAUGACUUUUUAAGUAUAUGAAAGGUGCCUUGGAGAUGCUCUUACACCGUAUAUAACCUUUAUAGUUAUACCAUAUGCUUGAAAUACACAAUAGUAAUGAAAAAAUGACAUCCUUCAUCUCAAUACUUUGAAGAGAAGGUGUUUUCUACCUUUAGGCUGGACAUUCUUACGCUAAGCCGAAAAGGCUUUAUUGUUGUUAAACUGCAGUUCAUUUACUAUGCAGGCAUCACUGUUAGCAUGGAGACUCAGCUGGCCUUUUAUCUGACCCUGUUAUGUUGUGACCAUUUUAUUGGUUUGGUGGUCCUAUGUGUUUACAUGAUCUUCUUUCAAGACACACACUUUCUUCUAGACGACUAAAUCAGGCUUAUGGAGUUUCCAUCUCUUAAGAAUAUGAAGUUGUGGAAGAAGAAGCAGAACAGGCAGCAUAAGACAAUGAUGGUGAUGCAUGUGCAACUUAUACGGCGUGAAGAUGACAAAGACGAUUACAAUGACACACAAACUAAUGAUACAAAGGACGAUGAAGAUAUGGCUUGCAACAAUGAGCAUGAUUUUUUUUUGUUUUUGUGUUUUUUUAAGAAACCAAUUGAAAACAUAGUUGGGCCAUUUUUAGAAAUGAAGUCAAUAUGAAAUGUUUUUUUAAUGAUGAAUGAUAGCAGGCUAAAAUAAAAGUAAAUACUCCGUACUUGAUAGUUACUCUCUAUGCGUACUCUCUAGUGGUCCAUUAGAAAUUGUUUACUACUCCCUCCGUCCCAGGGCAUUUGUCCAAUUUUAUUUUUACACAUCAUCCAAUACACAUCUUUAAUCCAUUUUAUCUUGUAAUUUGUAUAUUAAAAAAUUAUAGAAAUUAUAUAUUAAUAAUCUAUAUGUUAAGACAAAUUAAACAAGAUCACACAUGACUAUAUUUAGGCUUACACAUUGAGAGAAUUUG
This is a messenger RNA of Cuscuta campestris, 2648 nucleotides long. The record is from the annotation of a GenBank genome assembly. Lineage: Eukaryota; Viridiplantae; Streptophyta; Magnoliopsida; Solanales; Convolvulaceae.